Messenger RNA from Fraxinus pennsylvanica, 1434 nucleotides. The record is from the annotation of a GenBank genome assembly. Lineage: Eukaryota; Viridiplantae; Streptophyta; Magnoliopsida; Lamiales; Oleaceae.
AUGAUGUCUCAGCAACCACAUGAAGAGUGUUUUCACACAAGCUUACAGAAUCUAUCUCAGCUUUGGCAUCAGAGGUAUGGACACUUAAGCUACAAGGGUUUGAAGACCUUGCAGAGCAAGAAAAUGGUGCGUGGCCUUCCUAAUUUCACCGUCUCAGAUGAGUUGUGCGAAGAUUGCAUUGUAGGCAAGCAUCACCGUGAUCCUAUACCCAAGAAGAGUUCUUGGAGAGUAGGUCAAAUAUUGGGUCUCAUCCAUGCAGACAUCUGUGGACCAAUCACUCCCAUGUCCAACAGCAACAAAAGGUACUCUUUGUGUUUCAUAGAUGACUACAGUAGGAAGUCAUGGAUGUAUUUUUUGAGUGAGAAAUCAGAAGCAUUGAGUCAUUUCAAGUGCUUUAAGAAAAUGGUGGAGAAUGAGACAGAUUUGCCCAUCAAGUGUGUGCGUACAGAUAGGGGAGGCGAGUUCACCUCAGUUGAAUUCAACAACUUCUGCAUGGAGAAUGGCAUUAAAAGGCAGCUAACAACUGCCUACACCCCUCAACGAAGCGUGGCGGAAUGGAAGAAUAGAACUGUAAGCCUUCUGUUGAUCAUUUUCGGGGUAGUGGUGAGUAGGGAUGUGAUAUUUGAAGAGGAUAGACAAUGGAAUUGGGAUGAGAGUUAUGAAGAACAAAUUUUGGUAGAUUUAGAGGAGGAAGAUGAUGAUGCAGGAGUAGGUGAUAUUAAUAGUGAGGGAGAUGAAAACAUUGAUGGGGUUGGAAAUAAUGGUGAAAAUAUAGGUGAGAAUGAGAUUGACAGUGGUGAUAGAGGAAAUGAAUCUCCAAACAAUGGGGAUAGUGAAGAUAAUGGAGGUAGUACUGGUAAGAGAGUGGGAAAUCGUCCAGGAUGGAUGAGGGAUUAUGUUAGUGGGGAGGACCUCGGGUUAUCUGAAGAUGAGAGUAAUAUGGCACUAAUGGUGUCAAGUGAUCCAUUGUAUUAUGAAGAAGCGAAAGUUGGGGUGAAAUGGAUCUAUAAAACCAAGUAUAAUGAGCAUGGAGAGCUUGAGAAGCACAAAGCACGCUUGGUGGCCAAGGGGUACACGCAGAAACAUGGGAUAGACUACACCGAGGUCUACGCUCCAGUGGCAAGAAUGGAGACAGUGAGGAUGGUGGUGGCUCUUGCGGCUCAAAGAAAUUGGAAAAUAUUCCAGUUAGAUGUGAAAUCAACCUUCCUCCAUGGUGAACUUGAUGAAGAUAUAUACGUUGAGCAGCCAAAGGGUUAUGAGGUCAAAGGAAGUGAGGACAAGGUCUACAAGUUACACAAGGCUCUAUAUGGCUUAAAGCAAGCUCCACGAGCUUGGUUCAGCCGCAUCGAAACUUACUUUCUCAGUGAGGGUUUCGAAAGAUGUCCAAAUGAGCAGACUCUCUUCACAAAAGCAUUCAAUGAUGCAAGUUUUUAA